Phlebotomus argentipes is the source of this 1510-nucleotide messenger RNA. RefSeq lists its product as uncharacterized. Lineage: Eukaryota; Metazoa; Arthropoda; Insecta; Diptera; Psychodidae. The transcript has 4 exons. Bases 290 to 934 code for a protein of 214 amino acids. The record is from RefSeq and is a predicted model, not a curated record. Gene Ontology annotation, molecular function: peptidyl-prolyl cis-trans isomerase activity; calcium ion binding.
GUGUUUAUUUCUGUUGAAAUUCAGACGCGUGGAAUCGGCACCAAACUUUCCACAAGUGCACGAGUGAGACAGGCGAUCGUGAGCGCGAAAGAGUCUUCACUUUCGCGCCAGAGACAAUAAUUUUGAAGUCAGUUUUUUCGCGGACUCGAGAGGAAGUGGGUGCUCUUGAACUGUUGGAUCUCCUCGUGUGAAAUCUGUGAAAUUUCCCAGAGAUUUUUUCCCGAAAGAAAAUCCAUAGAGAAAAAAAGACGAGAAAUCACAAAGUCUGUGAAAUUAUUAGUUGUUUAAGAUGCUUAAGUCACUAGUUGUCGUAUCGUGCCUUGUGGCGGUCAUUCGCUGUGAUUCAGGUCUCAAAGUUGACGUGGUCAGUGUACCGGAAGUGUGUUCCAACAAGUCGAAAAAUGGUGAUAUGCUCACAAUGCACUACACCGGAACCCUCACAGAUGGCAAGAAAUUCGACUCAAGCCUCGACCGAGACCAGCCCUUCACGUUCCAAUUAGGCGCCGGGCAGGUCAUCAAGGGCUGGGACCAGGGCCUCUUGGACAUGUGCGUGGGUGAGCGGAGGAAGCUCACGAUUCCGCCGCACCUCGCGUACGGCGACCGAGGCGCCGGCAACGUGAUUCCCGGCGGCGCCACGCUCGUGUUCGAGGUAGAGCUCAUCAACAUCGGCGACUCGCCGCCCAGCACCAACGUCUUCAAGGAGAUCGACGACAACAAGGACAACCAGCUGAGCCGGGAAGAGGUAAUUGAAUAUGUCAGCGAGUAUCUGAAGAAGCAAAUGACCGCCGUCGAAGGGCAGGAUUCGGAUGAGCUGAAGAGCAUGCUUCAGGAGCACGACAAGCUCGUGGAGGAGAUCUUCCAGCACGAGGACAAGGACAAGAACGGCUUCAUUUCCCACGAUGAGUUCUCUGGCCCGAAGCACGAUGAAUUAUAAUUGUCCUCAAGCGCCCAAUCAUCGACAGUUUUAUUUUAAUCACAUCUCUUUUGUUACAUUUACCAUUUAUGGAAAAUGAAUGUUAAUUAGGUGUAAAAUGUAUGAAUAAGUGAGAAGUGUAUUCACGACUUUUUCUCAUAUGAUUUUUCUUGGUUUUACUUUCCGCCUAGAAUUAGAAAAAACACACACACGGAAAAGAGAUCGUAAUUCUGUUUCGGGAAUCUUCAUUGAAGGACGCGGAGAAGUGACAGUGUUUAAACCCCAAGAUAUUCAAUACUGUAUACUUGAUUUGUUGAUGUACAUAUUUAUUGAUGAAAAAAAAAUACCAUGCGAAUCAUGCAAAUUAGGUGGUAAAUAGAGGACUUCUUGUUUCCUUACAUUUUAUUGUAACUCAUCUUCAAGCGCAGAACGAUUGCAAAUGAAACGAAAACAUAUCAAGAUUUUUGUACGCCCAGAAUAUAAUGGAAACAUUUAGGAAUUUGUGAGCUUUUGUACAUGAGAAUAUUUCUUAUCAAGACAGCAAUGUAGAACGAUAGACGAGUUUUCCAAUAAACAUAUUUUCAAGUUUCCGAAAAA